UUGGACUAGUAUUUUGUUUAAUACCGUCUCAGAUAUGAGCAUCACUGCUGCUUCCUUGCUUGGACUGGUGCCAUCAKUUAUCUGCRAAAGAGAAGUUGACUUGAAAGAUGUGACUAAUGUUUACAGUAAUGACAUGCCAUCGCCUAAAGUAUUCGACCAAGAGCUUAAACGUUGGAAGUUACGAUAUAAAGACAAAACUCCAGACAAGCGACCAUCAUCCCUAGCACAGUCUCUGAAAGAAUGCGAUAAAGCUCUUUUUCCAAAUAUCCACGUUCUACUUCAAAUUGGCUGUACGAUCCCAGCAACAUCUUGUGAAUCGGAAAGAUCCGCAAGUACAAUGAGGCGGCUCAACAAUUACUUGCGAUCGUCAAUGCACCAAUCAAGAUUGUCUAACCUUGCUGUUUUACAUUCCCAUUAUGAUCGAGCCUCAUCCAUUAACGUAGAGGAAGCGAUCACCAUUUAUGCGAGAAAGCAUACUCGUCGAUUGGAGCUUUCUACUUUACUGUAAAAACAUAGGUUCAAAGGUUCAUUUGUUUGAUGUUAAAGAUUCCAUACUGAAUUUAUAUUAAAAAGAUGAUAUAAAGAGUCUUUAUAUUAGUUUUAGUUCCGUUUUUACUUGGAGUGCCCCCCCUCAAAAAAUCUUCUGGUUACG
Messenger RNA from Exaiptasia diaphana, 652 nucleotides. Its product is annotated as 52 kDa repressor of the inhibitor of the protein kinase. Lineage: Eukaryota; Metazoa; Cnidaria; Anthozoa; Actiniaria; Aiptasiidae. Gene Ontology annotation, molecular function: protein dimerization activity. The coding region runs from base 35 to 508 and encodes 157 amino acids. The transcript has 2 exons. The record is from RefSeq and is a predicted model, not a curated record.